This is a messenger RNA of Micromonas commoda, 1021 nucleotides long. RefSeq lists its product with no specific name. Gene Ontology annotation, molecular function: protein dimerization activity; DNA-binding transcription factor activity. Gene Ontology annotation, biological process: regulation of DNA-templated transcription; intracellular iron ion homeostasis. The record is from RefSeq and is a predicted model, not a curated record. Bases 189 to 974 code for a protein of 261 amino acids. The transcript has a single exon. NCBI's taxonomy places the organism in Eukaryota, Viridiplantae, Chlorophyta, Mamiellophyceae, Mamiellales, Mamiellaceae.
GCGACGGCGGCGCGCGACGCGAAGUUUGGCUCACAGGGACGGAAUCGAACCUCACAGGAGGAUCUCUCCGUGAGCGACGCGGCGCCGAGGGAAGUGCGCGCACGUUUCGUGGCGCGAAAAGGAGAGCGCCCCGCUCUUUUGCCGUCAAAAAACCAGGGUUUGUAAUUUCUCGGCGGAGGCGCGCAACGAUGGCGGCCAAGCCGGAGCAAAAGGAGACGGAGAUGGUCAAGGACGAGCGUGAGGACUCCGGCGACUGGCUGGCGGACAUCUUUGACGCGGCCGACGAGGGCGUGAUCACGUCCCUGGAGAUGUCAGAGAUGUCCCUCCCGCAGGAGACCAUUGCGGCCUUGGAGGCCGAAGGGAGUGGCGCCGCGUGUGCGCCCGGAUCGAAUGAGAAGAGGGGGCGGGAAGAGGGUGGGCGCGAGUCGGCGAAGAAUAAAAAGUCACGACGCGAGAAGUUGCGAAGGGAGGCGCUGAACGACAGGUUCAUGGGACUGAGCGCGCUGCUCGACCCCAACGGGGCCGGGCCCCUCAAGACGGAUAAGGCGACGAUAGUGACGGAGGCCGCGGUGGUGAUCAAGAGACUGCGUGAAGAGCUGGCGAAGCUGUCCGCCACGCUGGAGACAUUGCAGAAGACCAAUGCCACUCUAGAGAAAGAGAAGAGCGGUCUGGCCGCGGAUAAGGCUGCGCUGCAGCAGGACAAGGCGAAGCUCGAGCACCAGCUGCACUGCUUCAUGAGCAGCAUGCCAUUUGCGUCGCCCCCACCUGGCGCGGCGUUUGCGCCGGUGCCCGGGCCCUUCCACCCACCGGGAGCAGCGGGUGCGGUGGUGACGCAGCAAAACGGCGGUGCGGUCAAGCUCGCACCAAACCAACCCGCGGGAGGGAUGAUGCCGGUUAUGUGGAGCCUUCCCCCCCUCGUCGUGCACACCACAACCGCGGAGGAGGAUGCAAGGUUGCACGCCCCUUGUGCUUAGGCCACAGUCACUCCAUGACUUUCAAUACCUAUCAAACAUAUGUAGCG